Molecule: messenger RNA, 635 nt
Organism: Daktulosphaira vitifoliae (grape phylloxera)
Lineage: Eukaryota; Metazoa; Arthropoda; Insecta; Hemiptera; Phylloxeridae
Product: RING-box protein 1A
Exons: 3
Coding region: 163-498 (111 amino acids)
Biological process (GO): protein ubiquitination; ubiquitin-dependent protein catabolic process
Cellular component (GO): cullin-RING ubiquitin ligase complex; nucleus
Molecular function (GO): zinc ion binding; cullin family protein binding; ubiquitin protein ligase activity
Source: RefSeq, a predicted model, not a curated record
CGCGAUAUUAGGCAAUAUAUCUCCAUUUUAAGGUAUGUAAACUUUUAUUAAUAUUCAGAUGUAUUUUACACAAUUAUGUUUAACACAAUUGUGUUUAAUAAUGUUUAAACAUAACUUAAAAAAUUUUUAAUAACUGAAAGAAUAGUAUUUAUAAAUUAAUCAAUGAUGGAAGUAGAUGAAGAAGACGUUGAAGUUCCAUCUUCAAGCACUAGUAGUCGCGGAGAAAAAAAAAGAUUUGAGGUAAAAAAAUGGAAUGCAGUAGCACUUUGGGCUUGGGAUAUUGUUGUGGAUAAUUGUGCAAUUUGUCGCAAUCAUAUUAUGGAUUUGUGUAUUGAAUGUCAGGCCAAUCAAGCUUCUGCCACUAGUGAAGAGUGUACAGUUGCUUGGGGUGUAUGUAAUCAUGCCUUCCAUUUUCAUUGUAUUUCACGUUGGUUGAAGACGAGACAAGUUUGUCCGCUUGAUAACAGAGAAUGGGAAUUCCAGAAAUAUGGUCAUUAAUAUAUAUUAGACAAAAUCUACCUUAACUCUUUUUUUAUUAUUUUUAAAAUAAACAUAUUUAAUGUAUAGUAUUAAAAAUGAUUGUUCAUUUUUAUAUAUUGGUUGAAGAUCUAUCAUCAUUAAAUGUAGUAAAAUUA